AUGGGAGAAGGCACACUGCAUACGGAAGAAGAACCAUACCAGGAAAACUAUCUGAAUGUUAUGGAAGGAGUAUUGGAGGAUGUGAUGGAAGCACCCAGUGAAGAGCAAUAUGGAGAUGGUGUGUUUCGAGCAUUUGAAGCCGCUAAUAAACCAUUAUACGAAGGAUGUGUUGAAGGUAUUUCUCAGUUAUACUUGGCGUCACGUUUAAUGAAAGUAAAAACCGAUCAUAAUUUACCGGAGUCGUGUUUGGAUGAGAUAUCACAAACGUUUAGAGAUGUUCUGCCACAACCAAACAAAGCUCCUGAAUCAUAUUAUGAGAUGAAGAAGUUGACAAAGGCGCUUGGUCUUCCUGUUGUGAAGAUUGAUAUUUGUGAAGAUAACUGCAUGUUAUUUUGGCAGGAAGAUAAAGAUUUGGUGGUGUGUCGAUUUUGUGGGAAAGAUAGAUAUCACCAGAACCGUGGAAAGGGGAAAAAGCGGCCCAAACAAAGAAUGUUUUGCAUGCCUAUUACGAAGAGGUUGAAGCGAUUGUACCAACUUGAAGAAACUGCAGCACAAAUGCGAUGGCACGCAGAACAUGAGUCGCCCGAAGGAGAAAUGCAUCACCCUUCUGAUGGAGCAGCUUGGAAGCAUUUUAACAAGGUAUAUCCUGAUUUCACUGAAGAAAGUCGGAAUAUAUAUCUAGGCUUAGCAACAGAUGGAUUUAACCCAGUUGGUAUGAGUGGUGAAGCACACUCGGUCUGGCCAGUAAUUGUUACUCCGUAUCACUUACCUCCUGGGAUUUGUAUGAAAAGAGAAUAUUUCUUUUUAUCAGUCUUAGUUCCCGGGCCAAGACAUCCAAAGAAGAGCAUUGAUAUCUAUCUGCAGCCGCUAAUUGAAGAAUUACAAAGUUUGUGGAGUCACGGGGCAGAAACAUACGAUAUCUCGAGAAAGGAAACAUUCACGAUGCGAGCCGCAUUAAUGUGGACAAUUAAUGACUUUCCUGCUUAUGGCAUGAUGUCAAGUUGGAUGACUCAUGGUCGUUUAGCUUGUCCAUAUUGUCUCGAUGAUACAAAGUCAUUUUGGUUGCAACACGGAAGGAAGCAUAGCUGGUUUGACUGUCAUCGAAUGUUUCUACCUAAAGAGCAUCCUAACAGGAGAAAUGUCCAAGCGUUUCGAAGGGGGAAGACAAUAAGUGAUGAUCCUCCACCAUGGUUGACAGGAGAAGAAAUUCGCUAUGAAAGAAUCAACAACAUUGUUGGGCUGAAGAAAAUUGUUGAAUGUGGAGGUGACGGACACGAGAAACCUGCAAGCAACAUAGAAGGCUACAGAAAAGAUCACAAUUGGGUGAAGAAGAAGAUCGCACUCUUCUUUCAGGAUAUCUCUGCAAAAAUACUAAAGGAAGAAGAUGUUGCCAUUUUAAAAGAAAACAUUGCGGUGAAGCUUUGUAAGUUGGAAAAGAUUUUCCCACCUUCGUUUUUUGAUGUUAUGGAGCAUCUCGUUGUGCAUUUGCCAGAUGAAGCUGCUCUAGGUGGUCCAGUGCAAUAUAGAUGGAUGUAUCCUUUCGAGCGAUACCUGUACCAUCUGAAGAAAAAGUUUAGAAAUAAGGCACAUAUUGCAGGUUCCAUUAUUUCCCAAUGUCUUACUGAGAAGAUUUCUAGAGCUUCUGCACAUCACUUUGGAAAUCCAGAAGUGCCUACUACCGUUUUGCAACUUGGAGAUAUUCGCUUUACAUAUCAUGAUCCAGAUGUGCCAAAUAUGUUUUACCAUGAAGGUCGAGUUAGUGGAAAAAUGGAGCAGAGGCAUCUAACCGAUGAUGACUAUACUGUGUUACAAACAUUUUUGAUGCUCAAUUGUCUUGCAUUUGAGCCCUACGAAAGGAUGUUUGAGGAGUUUAUGAUGGACAACAAGCCAAAUAUAUGUGGUGAUGAUCUACAAAUAGCGAAAGACAACCACUAUGCGGAAUGGGUGAAAAACUAUGUUAACGAAGCGAGUAAGAUAUAUCAGUUUCCAUUGUGGAUGUUGGAUUUCGUACAAGGCCCAAAACGAAAUUAUAAAGCCUGGCCGAUUUAUUUUUCACGAGGAUACUGCUUCCACACACAUAGCCAUGGCCAAGAUAAAAGAACCCAACAUUACGGUGUCCAAGUCCGGGGUACGACAGACACUGACUAUUACGGCUUGAUAAAGGAGAUAAUGAUGGUUGAGUAUUCUGGUUCUGUUGGGCUUAAAGCCAUGGUUUUCAAAUGUAAGUGGUUUGAUACAAUUGUGGGUCGGGGGAUUCGAAAACGUAAAUCAGAAAUCGUCGAUGUGUCUCCGCGCUGGCAGUACGAUAAAUAUGAUCCAUUUAUCUUAUCUGGUAAUUAUGAUCAAGUUUGUUUCAUUCCUUAUCCGCCGGUUCGAGGCACAUCAUCAAACGAUUGGUGGGCAUGUACGAAAGUUGUGCCUAGAGGGGUUCGAGAAAUUUCUGAAGAUGCUCUUACUGCGCUACAAGAUGAUACACACAACCAAGUUGUUGCACCAAGUGAAAUGUUACGCUUUGAAACUUAUGUUGUGGAAGAUGAUUCAGAUUAUGAUUCGACGCCGGUUCAUCCUCCCAAUGACGGAUACGUUUCUGAAGAUGAGUUUGAACCGUCAUGUACCGAUUCUGAUUCAGGGUCUGAUUCAAGUUCUUAG
Molecule: messenger RNA, 2649 nt
Organism: Brassica oleracea var. oleracea
Lineage: Eukaryota; Viridiplantae; Streptophyta; Magnoliopsida; Brassicales; Brassicaceae
Exons: 4
Coding region: 1-2649 (882 amino acids)
Source: RefSeq, a predicted model, not a curated record